AUGCCCCCUCCUAUAGCCUCCUCUCCCUUGUUAUCCAUAAAAGUGAUAGACGCAGCUCUCUCCGCCCUUCCUCCCCCAACGGCAGAAGAAAGAAUCCGUCUCUUAUCAACAAAAUUGUACAUCCUCACGAAUCCCCUCUCCAAUCCCACCAUUCCUUCUCAUUCCUCCCAACCCAACUCAUCCAGACUCUCCUCAUCUACCAAAGAUACAUUAUCCUCUUCUUCCUCGAUCGACGUACUCCACGAAUCGAUCACUCCCACGACUUCCGACCAACAUGAUAACGAAUUGGAGAAUCACAAAAAACGGUUGGAGGUACUGGACCUGCGACUCGAUCUCGCUCAUGCGCAUUUGAAUUUACGUCCGCAAGGAUGGAUAGCGGCGGAAUCAGAGUUGAGUUUGGUAGAAGGAGCCUUGAGAAGUCUGAAACGACGAACCAAAAGACGGCUCGUAGUGAGAAAAGGGGAAGGGGAUGCGUCUCACAAAACGGAGACACUAAAGGGACAGGGGCGCGCGAACCAAGAAGGGAGAGAACAACUUGGAAAGAAGAGGAAUGCAGGAGACGGAGGAGGAGAUGAGGUGAAGAAUACAGGUGUGGUGUGGAAACUGGACGAGAAACGAGAAUGCUCGAGAUGA
This is a messenger RNA of Tremella mesenterica DSM 1558, 633 nucleotides long. RefSeq lists its product as uncharacterized. Lineage: Eukaryota; Fungi; Basidiomycota; Tremellomycetes; Tremellales; Tremellaceae. Bases 1 to 633 code for a protein of 210 amino acids. The transcript is spliced from 2 exons. The record is from RefSeq and is a predicted model, not a curated record.